This is a messenger RNA of Panicum virgatum (switchgrass), 999 nucleotides long. RefSeq lists its product as uncharacterized. The record is from RefSeq and is a predicted model, not a curated record. The transcript has 3 exons. Bases 255 to 722 code for a protein of 155 amino acids. Lineage: Eukaryota; Viridiplantae; Streptophyta; Magnoliopsida; Poales; Poaceae.
GCUCGCUAGACGGGGGUGCGGAAGCUCGGGGACGAGGGGUAUCGGGGGCAGGGGGAGGAAAAUCCCCUCGCUUCUCGGGUGCGCGGCUCCUGGGACGCGGUGGGAAAAAUCCCCUUUCACGUUGUAUUCGUGAUUCCGGGAGAAGCUACGACCCACCUAAUCGAGAAAUAAGCAGACCGUUUGGGUGGGAUUUUGGAUUAUUUCCAUCCACAAUCGGAUUAUAAGCGAAUACAAACACCCCCAGAGUCGGAGAGAUGCGGGGAGUCGGAGGUCCGCUCCUCACCAUCGGAGAUCUCCUCAGCGACCUCGCCGUCGACGGCGGCGAUGAUCCCCUCGCCGCUGGCGGAGAUGCGUCCGUUCCCUCCUCUCCCUCGGCGGAACAACAGGCGGGGGAAGCCGACCCGUCCGACCUCAGCCGGCUCUUCGAGGUUAGGUCUUGGUUCCGUAUGGUUCUUGCUUUCCCGUUUCUGAUGAAGGCGCUCCAAGAGAACGAUCCUUCAUGGCCAUCGCUGAUGCUGAAGCUAUGCGCGGCGUUGAAGGCUGCAGAUAAGCUGGUGAGCUCAGCGAACAUGGAUGCUGAGCAGUUGAUGGAGAAGGUGAAGGUGCUGGAGGGCGUCCUCGAGAGAGGAGAUCGCGCGGUGGAACAGAUUGUAGAAAGUCUCCAGAGGUCAGGCCUCGCCAAGGAUCAUCGGAGUUCCCAAUCGAAAUCGGCUAGCAAGUAGUGGCAUAGUGGUGCGCUCCUGUAGGCCCGUGUUUGUCUUGCAAAUGUGGGCUCUUGUCACUGAUCGUGGGUAUUGAAAAGAGUUGUAUGUCGAUCUUUGAUCAUGAACUCCUGCAGUCUGCUUGUGCUUCAGCGCUGCUGGAAUCUUGAAAUGUGUUUGUGUCUUUAUCUCGAUAUACAUUAGCUUGGUUCCUGCUAGAUGUGUUCAGGUUUGGAAUCAAUUCAAAACUCUAAAGCAAAAACCUAUAAAAAUACCCGAUCAAGCAAGCUUUACGAAA